AUUCAUUAUGUCUACAAUCGAUUAUUAUCAAACACUCCAUAUUUCACAAGAUGCAGAUGAACAAGAAAUAAAGAAAGCAUAUAGGAAACUUGCCUUGAAGUAUCAUCCAGAUAAAAAUUCUUCCGCAGAUGCUGGAGAAAAGUUCAAGGCCAUAAGCGAAGCCUAUGAAAUCCUAUCUGAUCCUGAGAAACGCCAAAUAUAUGACAAUAGAGGAUAUAGUCAAUACAAUAGUGACGAAGAUGAAUACGAAUUCCAUAAUCCAUUUGCUGGAUUUGCUUUCCAUAAUCCUGAAGAAAUCUUCGCCAAUGUCUUUAAUCAUAUGCGUUCCUUUGGUUUUGGUAAUUCAUUAUUUGAUGAUGCCUUUUCUCCGUUUGGACAUCGUUCUUCUCAAUCAAUGUUUAUGUCUGGACUUCCUUUCUUUGAGCCACCAUCAUUAUCUAUGUUUGGACAGCCUUUUGUGCAGCAACAACAACAACAACAACAACAACAACAACAACAACAACAACAACAACAAGGCUUUUCAUCUAAAUCUGUUACUACUACCACACAAAAUAUAAAUGGAGUUGUUCAGACUAUUCGAGUAACAAGAAUUACAGACGAAAAUGGCACUAAAGUAAUUGAAGAAUACGAUAAUGGAGUACAAAAGAUCAAUGGUGUUGUACAAGAACCUUUAAAGCAGAUUGAUCAUACUCGCAAUCAAGUCAUGAACAACAACUAUGCUAGUAAACCAGAGGAAGAAUAUCCUUAUGCUCAAGAUAUGCUUGAACACGAAAGAUGGAACCGAGCAGAAAGAAUGGUACAACAACAAAGAAUGCUUCAGGAACAGCAAAGAAUACAAGACCAACAUCAAAGAAUGCAGCACGAUAUGCACAGACAAAUGCUCCAACAGCAGCAGCGUAUGUUUAGAUCACAAGGUCAAAACAACUAUUACUACAAUCCUCAUUUAUUCUAGUUCUAUAAAGACAACAAAGUUUUCUCAUAAACCUUGACCAAUUUUUCAUCUUGUACAUCCUUUUCACCAGUAAAGAAAGGCUCAAUGGCAACUUUACUUGUUGCUUCAAACAAUUCUUGAAUAAUAUGUUGAAGUUUGUUGCCUGUUUGCUUGAAAUCAGGAAACUAUAUAUAAAAAAGUUAGACAAAGAUGUUAUCCUAAUGCCUAUACUUACA
This is a messenger RNA of Gilbertella persicaria, 1167 nucleotides long. RefSeq names its product DnaJ domain-containing protein. Bases 8 to 952 code for a protein of 314 amino acids. The transcript is spliced from 6 exons. The record is from RefSeq and is a predicted model, not a curated record. Gene Ontology annotation, molecular function: protein folding chaperone; protein-folding chaperone binding. NCBI's taxonomy places the organism in Eukaryota, Fungi, Mucoromycota, Mucoromycetes, Mucorales, Choanephoraceae. Gene Ontology annotation, cellular component: nucleus; cytoplasm.